CGCACAUGUUUAAAUUUGCCGGCCGUGGCAUAAUGUUGUCCACCUAACGGCCAGAAACGCACGACCGUUUUAGCAUUUCCUUCCUCGUCGUCGAUCUCCUUGCAUUGCUAGCGCGCGAAUGCAUGGAUCCUUCACCGGCCAGCCAGGAAGCACGUCGGCUAUGCGCGGUGACCGGCGGCCGGGGAUUCAUGGCGAGGCACCUCGUGGCGGCGUUGCUCCGCUCUGGAGAUUGGUGUGUGCGGAUCACCGACCUCGGCCCCGACGUCGCCAUGGAGCCUGCCGAGAAUGAUGGGCUCCUUGGCGCCGCCCUCCGCGACGGCCGCGCCGCCUACAUCUCUGUCGACGUCUGCCAAUUGGCCCAGCUCACAGAAGCUUUGGAAGGGGUAGAAACUGUUUUCCACACUGCUGCCGCGAAUCAGAUCAAUAACAACUUCCAGCUCCAUUACAAGGUCAACGUCGAGGGGACAAAGAAUGUCAUCGAGGCUUGUAACACAUGCAAGGUUAAGACACUCAUAUACACUAGUUCCAGUGGAGUUGUAUUCGAUGGAGUUCAUGGCCUCUUUGAUGCAGAUGAGUCAACACCAUAUCCAGAUAAGUUUCCUGAUGCAUACACACAAACCAAGGCAGAAGCCGAAAAACUGGUGAUGAGAGCCAAUGGAAUAGAUGAGCUUCUCACUUGUUGUAUACGUCCUGGCAGCAUCUUUGGUCCCGGUGACACGCUAGUGCCAACUUUAGUUUCUUACGGAGGAAUUAUGAUCAUUAUUGGUGAUGGCAAGAAUUGUGAUGAUUUUGUAUAUGUUGAGAAUGUGGUGCAUGCUCAUAUAUGUGUCGAGAAAACUCUUUCUACGGAAGACAAUGCAAAGAGAAGUGGAGGCAAAGCCUACUUUAUAACUAAUAUGGAGCCAGUGAAUAUGUGGGACUUUCUUUACAUGGUUUUGGAAGAACUUGGAUACAAAAGCCAUUUCAGACUAAGAAUCCCUUUAUGUCUUCUGAAGCCGAUAACAUUUCUGGUAGACUGGAGCUACAAUAAUAUAUUAUCUCACUAUGGAAUGCGUCAGCCUCACAUGCUAACAUCCACAAGAAUUAAGUAUGUGACUCUCAAUAGAACAUUCAACUGCAACAAUGCUGUUGAACAACUUGGUUACAAACCAAUAGUGUCACUCAAGGAGGGAGUAAAUAUGACUACCGAAUUCUACAAGUGCUUUAGGGCGCGAGAUAUGCACAUUUCUAUUUGAGAAGGGAGAGGGUGCACAAUUCAACAAAUGCCAACCCCUACACCCAACAAUGUCUAGAUAUAUAUCUUUUUAUCUGAAAUCGAAGUGUGUAGGCGAUAUUGAACCAUAAUAAGAUUCACAAUUUAUGGUACCUAUCAACAUGAAUUCCAUAUGAAGGAAAACAUAUACAUGUAAAAGUUGAAAUUGAUUAAUUUGUUGUGUGGUCAAUCCUACCAUUCUUGAAAACUUUUGGGACUAGAAACUACUAAAGGCGCUCUUGGUGUGAAGUCAAGUUUAAAACAUGAUUAGGAUCUUGCUAGUCAUGAAAAAUGGCAUAUUGUUCAACAUAAACAAGUUUGCAUUUAUAUGCAUUCAGUGUAUGUGUAAUGUGCUAUUUAUGAUAAA
Messenger RNA from Hordeum vulgare subsp. vulgare (domesticated barley), 1619 nucleotides. RefSeq names its product 3beta-hydroxysteroid-dehydrogenase/decarboxylase-like. Gene Ontology annotation, biological process: steroid biosynthetic process. NCBI's taxonomy places the organism in Eukaryota, Viridiplantae, Streptophyta, Magnoliopsida, Poales, Poaceae. The coding region runs from base 123 to 1235 and encodes 370 amino acids. Gene Ontology annotation, molecular function: 3-beta-hydroxy-Delta5-steroid dehydrogenase (NAD+) activity. The transcript has 8 exons. The record is from RefSeq and is a predicted model, not a curated record.